This is a messenger RNA of Guillardia theta CCMP2712, 1503 nucleotides long. RefSeq lists its product as hypothetical. Gene Ontology annotation, molecular function: magnesium ion transmembrane transporter activity. The coding region runs from base 1 to 1503 and encodes 500 amino acids. Lineage: Eukaryota; Cryptophyceae; Pyrenomonadales; Geminigeraceae. Gene Ontology annotation, biological process: magnesium ion transport. The transcript has 23 exons. The record is from RefSeq and is a predicted model, not a curated record.
AUGCACUCUCGUCACAUACGAGGAAACAUGGAGCUAAGGAGGCCGCUCCUGCACAGUCAGGAUGAACAACAGGAGGAGUACAGUCCAGGACGUCGUCGCAGCGAUGGGGUUGCUCUCUCCCAGGUUGAUGAGGGGAGAUUCUCGGUAUUCCGAGCAGCAGUCUCUUCGUCGAGCUGCUGGUCAGCAGGAGAACGGAUGCUCUUUCCGGCUCUUGCGCGAUGGGGAUCAGAUGCGAUGCGGAGGAUAGAGAAAGAUGCAGAGAGCAUAUCGUCUUCGGAUAACUUGGAGGGAGCAUUCAGCAUGCAGACCUUUGUUGUCAACCCGUUCCGAACAAUGCUGCACACUUUCACACCACAAGUUCCAGCGCAUGUUUUCCUUUGUGAUUCUUUCUUCUCUCAUCGGCUCAAGCCCGGAAUUUCAAACCUUGUCACCUGUCUUCCCAUGAAGAUCUGCGAGAUUUCACAGGACGGACGAAUGGUCGAGCGGGAAGAUCUGAACCAGUUUGGUCUGCUCGCUGAGUACUUUGUUGGGAUGAAAGUUGAGACGGGCCUGCGGAAGAUUCUAUUCCCCAACGUGGACCUGCAAGGGAAGCCAUGGCAUGGAGGAAGCAAGAAGACGACUCACUUCUUCCGCGAGUCAUCCUGCAUGUCCGACCAGUUUCUCCGCAUGCGAGACCUCCGUCCUCUUCAGACGCUUUCUACUGCCGCUGUAAUUGUGAAGGAGGGAGCGAUUGUAGUGGGUCUGGACCCUCUCCGCGCAGUAAUCAUGGAGCGAGCUGCCUAUGUGGUUGUUCCCGAAGGCGACGAGGGUUUGCUGCAGCAGCUCCGCAGUGAAAUCUUGAGGAGGAAGGAGGAGUCCCAGCAGGACUUCCAGCUGGUUGUCAUGGACGCACUGGUUGACACCGUCCUACAGAGCUACAUCGACCAGAUCCAACUCCAUAUCUACAGCAGUGCCAUGAUCCAACUGUCCAUGAAAAAGAGGAUCGAGAAGGUUGACGGAGUGUAUGCUGCGUUGGAAUCCGUGCAUGAUUCAGGGGCUGCCGGUGGAGAAGAAGAACCCGAGAGACCGGAGCCACAGGAGGGCGACUUCAUGUACAAGAAGAUGCAGGUGGAGGGUCGACUGGACGGCUACAUGGUCGAGCUUCUCAACUUGAGAUUCAACUUGAGAAAGAUCCUCAAGGAAAUCCAUGACAGCAAGAUGCUGGUUCAGCUGAAACUGAGCUACUCGCAAAACAAACUUCUGCGCGCGGAGGUUGCCUUCCAGAUGGCCCUGGCGUGGUUGAGCGCGGGAGUCUUCGUGUCUGCUGUCUUCGGGAUGAAUCUGCACAACGGGCUGGAGUGGAUGCAGACCAACGGGACAAGGCUAGUUCCUACCUCUCAGCAGGGGGCGGGUGAGGGCACGUGGGUCUGGCUAGAGGUUGUGGUGGGCACGACACUGGGGGUGCUGCUGGGGAUGGUGGCGACGUCCUUGGCUCUGUUUCAUUACGAAGUGUUCAUACGAUGA